Messenger RNA from Branchiostoma belcheri (Belcher's lancelet), 1613 nucleotides. RefSeq lists its product as uncharacterized. Gene Ontology annotation, cellular component: acetylcholine-gated channel complex. The coding region runs from base 1 to 1170 and encodes 389 amino acids. NCBI's taxonomy places the organism in Eukaryota, Metazoa, Chordata, Leptocardii, Amphioxiformes, Branchiostomatidae. The record is from RefSeq and is a predicted model, not a curated record. The transcript has 7 exons.
AUGCCACCUUAUAACAACAGAACUACCAUCACUCUGUCCUCUACGCCUCUUGAACCAACGUCAACAACAACCGACUUUAACCGAACAAGGACGACUGAAGUUCUCGGGAAGAGCACGUCUCCGGCCCCGCCUACGACCCCGCUCGACCCGACCCGAAUGAUCCCGACCCGGUGGGUCUGGAACUUUGUAAACAGACACAUCUACCCCAACCCACGGACUGAACCCAGACGGUGUCGUAGGGCGAGCUCGUCUUGGGUCUGCGAUCCUAGUGGACUGUUCACUACUGAACAAGUUGACGAACUAAACGACAUCUUGACGUCGAUUUCGGUGGAGAGCAAAUGUCCUUGUUCGAAUCACUGUCAUCACCGUAAAUACGGGUUUGUGGUGACACUGGCCAUUCUCUACCGAUACGACCCCCACCCGAACGAGACCGCCCCGAUGACGCGCCACAUGCGGCUGAGCGAAAUUCGUGCCGGGACGUGUGGAGAGGACACGGUCGUCAGCUUCGACUUCAGCAGGAAACUGCUGAACAUCUCCACGGGGUUGGUGGCGUUCCAGACUCUGACAGACCAACUCGCCAAGACCCUCAUGGAACCCUUCAUGGAAGACAUCACAAGUCCGGACGCGGAGAGUAACUUCAGCGGGAUAAAAGAAUUCCUUUUGGUAGCCAAAACGGUUUUUACCGGUACCUACAACCCUCCAGAGAUGACUGACUUAGAGAGACUGUUCAUCGCUAUCGGAGGGAGUGCGGGGCUCAUGGUGGUCUGUUCUCUUUUCUUCUGCCUCAUUCUGGGCACCAGGGCCUUUUGGGGUCGCAAGAAAAGAAACCCAUCCUCGGACGACUCUGACGAUGACGAAGAAGACAAAUAUUAUGACCCCAAAGUCGAGGGGACCCUCAUCCCUUUCUACCACUUUGUUCCAGAAGGAACAGUAGGAAAUAGGAAAAGAAUGGGGAUAAUAGAAAUGAACAACAAGAUAAAGACGGCCAAGAAGAACCGGAAUAUCUCGACUCAGGAGGACGACCCUGAGGUGUACGAUGACUAUGACCGCUUCGCGAGAGUCGGGCGGGCGGCCCGCAUGUGGCGGAUGCGCGCACGCGCCGCGAAGAAACCCCCACCCAAACCCCCGCCACCGGCCAAGGGCAACUUCCGACGGAGUCUGACUACGUGAUGACAAGGAAUCAGAGAUUUCAGACUUAGCUUCUGGAAAGUUUUUUGGGAUUUCCGUGAUGAUGUAAUGUCAUCGGGUACUACACCACUUCACACGGCCUGUCAUGUUCCUGUCUUGUGGACUGAUGCAACAUCUGGAAUCCAAACAUACAAACCGCUAAAUCACCGCUGCCCAAACCAAUACAUCCUACAGACUUGCCAUAAUCAUGAUUCAUUUACCCUACAUCUGCUUGGGUGCAGAAAGCAUUACUGACCUCAAACAUAUAGGCUCAAGAUAACCUGUUGUUGAUCACUAGUUGUUCUAAUGUUACAUAUACAUUUGUAAAACGACGUUGAUUUUGUUAUUUGUAGAUGUUGACAAUACUUAGCUAAAUUCAUGAAGUUAAUUAUAGUAUACUAAGACUUUAUGGAAUUGAUGAUCCUUGUUAAUGAAUUUGAUAAUAU